CUUAUUUUUUGAAUUGACAUUAAUUUUUAGGUUAAUUAAUGUCAAACACAUUUAAAUAAAUCAGUUAUUAGAAAUCAUGUCUCUUUUUCGUGCGAUAUCCGAUAUAUCCAAUGUUAUUUCUUUUAUUGCCUAUUGCCGAGCUGAUCACUCGAUGAUGUUAGCUCUUGAAAGCACAACCAGCGAAUAUUGGAUACCUUCCAUUAAAGUCAACGAUGGUGAUAAUUGGAGAUCGGAAUUAUCAAAGGAAAUUAUUGACAUUUUUCAAAACGAUUUAAUCACGAAAUUACACCGCAUCUUUAAGAUAUGUUUACCCGAUCAACAAAACAGCACAUGGGUGUAUCAUUGUAUUUAUUUAUCGGUUAUCUCCGACGAUGAAAGGAACAAAUCAAAAGCGUGCAAAGGAAAAUUUCGAGGAAAACUUCGUUGGGUUAACGACUCGGAAUUAAUAAAACUUUUACAAUCGGCGGGUUUAAGAAGCCCGGAAUUGAUUAUUUAUUACAACUCAAUUAGGGAACAUGUCCAACCAAAUUUUGUGGCGAGCUAUAAGAUCCCUUGGGCCACCGAAUACGUUCAAAAUGGAAAACUCACAGAAAUCGGAACGGAAAUUUUAGUUAAUCCAGGCCACUCAACGGUUUAUGAACAAUUAAUGGAAUCGGCUGGAUUUGAUAUUCAAUUACAAACCCAAUUAUUAAAGGAAUUUAUUUUUUUGUCUUUUCCGUGUGUGUAUAUGGGAAAACAAGCUUUUAUACGAUUUAUAAUGGAAUUGGGGUGGGUUCGAGAAGAUGCUCAAUGGGUUUUUAAAUCAGCUGAUGUCGCAAAUCGAAAUGGGAUAUCUUUUCGUGAAUACAUUUAUUUUCUUGGAGCCGUUGACCCGAAUACAUCUCAUGGGGGUGGACCGGCGGAGCUUCGAUGUAGAUACAUUUUUAGAUUCUUCGAUAGAGAUUGUGACAACGUUUUAAACGUAAGCGAAUUUGCCCAAUUUAUAGGAGUAAUGAGAAAGUCGAAGAGUAUCCCACCGGACGUCGCGGAGCAAAUGAAGGACGCUGAUGCUAUUUACAAGCAUCUAGGAUUCUCAAAUAACAGCCAAUUAACGGUCGCGGCAUUUCUCGUUGCUGUUGGUACACUAAAGAUACGAGGAACAUCUCACAUUUUUCGAUCAGCAAAAACGGCACAACAAUACAUGCAACAAACCUUUCGAAGAGAACUUAAAUUUAAAGCGCAAGAACCCCCGGAUAUUAAAAGAAAAGGAACUGAAGGUUUUUUAACUGGAUACAAACUUCAAGUUGAAACUAAAGGUUAUGAAUUAGCAACUCAUAUCGUGCGAUUACAACGAAGCGCAACUUUAAUUAAUGUUGAUCAAAUAUGGAACGCUCAAACUGCUUUGAGUGCAACGGCUUUAACAAUCCUCCAAAAAUCGACUCCAGAACAAUUAAGAAGAGUUUCGAUGACUGUUUUCAACCAAGAAUCGGCAAGUAACGAGUUAUUAAAAAGUUUGCGAUAUCUCCACCAAUUAAACAAGCAAAAAACUUAUUCAAAAGGAAAAUCAAGUUUUACUUGGGGCUUAUUAGACGCCGCAGUGUUCGCUAAACAUUUAAUGGGAGUUUGUGAGCAAGUCCAAGGAAUGAUUAAAGCGGAACCAAGAUUGCUCGAGUUACAAUCGCCUAUUUACGUAAUGGGGGAUCUUCACGGAAACUUAUCGGAUUUAAUUAGUUUUGAAAAAGUGUUUUGGCAUUUAGGGCCAUGUUUGUGUCCGUGCAAUUUAAUUUUUUUGGGCGAUUACGUCGAUCGGGGAGCUUAUGGAUUAGAGGUGAUCACUUAUUUGGUUUGUUACAAACUUCAAACUCCCCAAAAAAUUUAUUUAUUGAGAGGAAAUCACGAAAUUCGUGAUGUUCAACGAUUAUUUUCGUUUUACGGCGAGUGUAUUAAUAAAUUUGGAAAUAAAACUGGAGAGGAAGUGUUUGAGGCUGUGAAUAAAGUAUUCGAUUGUAUGCCGCUAGCUGCAACAAUCGACAGAAAAGUUUUUUGUACUCACGGUGGCAUUCCACCUCCGUAUCUUUGCCCGGUUAUUAAUGCAAUCAACCAAAUCCCCGUUCCGUUAAGGUGCCCAGACCAAGAAAGUGCCUUAGCUUGGGAAUUAAUGUGGAAUGAUCCUGUUAAAAAAUCAACUGUUAAUGAUACAACAGCAAUGGAAUUAAUGUCAAAUGAUGGUUUUGCUACAAAUAUAAGACGAGGGACUGCCCACGUUUUUAGUGUUGAAGCUUUGGAAAGAUUUUUGAAUGCGAAUGGGUUAUCCCAUUUAAUUAGGGCUCACGAAGUUGCAGGAGCUGGAUUUAAUAUACAACAAAAAGCUAAAUUAUUAACCGUAUUCUCCUCCUCGAAAUAUUGCGGUGGUCAAAAUGAAGCAGCUUGCAUUUUGGCGGAUCAAGGGAAAUUAAGAGUUUUAAGACUAGAAACAUCGUCUUAAACUUUGUUAAAACAUUUUAAUGAAUUAAAAUUAAAAUAAUCCGUA
This is a messenger RNA of Onthophagus taurus, 2509 nucleotides long. RefSeq lists its product as uncharacterized. Gene Ontology annotation, cellular component: cytoplasm; nucleus. NCBI's taxonomy places the organism in Eukaryota, Metazoa, Arthropoda, Insecta, Coleoptera, Scarabaeidae. The record is from RefSeq and is a predicted model, not a curated record. Gene Ontology annotation, molecular function: calcium ion binding; protein serine/threonine phosphatase activity.